Molecule: messenger RNA, 1623 nt
Organism: Molossus molossus (Pallas's mastiff bat)
Lineage: Eukaryota; Metazoa; Chordata; Mammalia; Chiroptera; Molossidae
Gene: SYT6
Product: synaptotagmin 6
Exons: 7
Coding region: 1-1587 (528 amino acids)
Biological process (GO): regulation of dopamine secretion; calcium-ion regulated exocytosis; cellular response to calcium ion
Cellular component (GO): membrane
Molecular function (GO): clathrin binding; calcium ion binding; syntaxin binding
Source: RefSeq, a predicted model, not a curated record
AUGAGCGGGGUGUGGGGGGCCGGAGGGCCUCGGUGCCAAGCGGCGCUCGCAGUCCUGGCCUCGUUGUGCCGGGCCCGGCCGCCCCCUCUCGGGCUGGACGUGGAGACUUGUCGGAGCUUCGAGACACAGACCCCAGAGCGGAGUCCGAGCGCGGCCCACGCAGGCACCUCUGUCGGCCUCCUUGCAGUGGUAGUUAUUGUGUGUGGCGUGGCCCUGGUGGCAGUUUUUCUCUUUCUCUUUUGGAAGCUGUGCUGGAUGCCCUGGAGGAACAAGGAGACCUCCAGCCCCUCUUCUGCUAAUAUCCCUCUGGAAGCCCUCCAGAGCCCUAUCUCCAGAGGCACCAUGGCAGACAAGCUGAAGGACCCCAGCACCCUGGGCUUCCUGGAGGCAGCCGUGAAGAUCAGCCACACGUCCCCAGAUAUCCCAGCUGAGGUGCAGAUGUCAGUCAAAGAGCACAUCACGCGUCACACACGGCUGCAGCGACAGACCACAGAGCCAGCGUCAUCCACCAGGCACACGUCCUUCAAGCGCCACCUGCCGCGGCAGAUGCACGUGUCCAGCGUGGACUUCGGCAACGAGCUGCCGCUGGCCGCGGAGCAGCCCACCAGCAUUGGGCGCAUCAAGCCCGAGUUGUACAAACAGAAGUCGGUGGAUGGGGACGAGGCCAAAUCCGAGGCCGCCAAGAGCUGCGGGAAGAUCAACUUCAGCCUGCGCUACGACUACGAGACGGAGACCCUGGUCGUGCGCAUCCUGAAGGCCUUCGACCUCCCUGCCAAGGACUUCUGCGGCAGCUCCGACCCCUACGUCAAGAUCUACCUCCUGCCCGACCGCAAAUGCAAGCAGCAGACGCGGGUGCACCGCAAGACCCUGAACCCCACCUUCGACGAGAACUUCUACUUCCCCGUGCCCUACGAGGAGCUGGCUGACCGCAAGCUGCACCUCAGUGUCUUCGACUUCGACCGGUUCUCCCGCCAUGACAUGAUCGGCGAGGUCAUCCUGGACAACCUCUUUGAGGCCUCCGACCUGUCCCGGGAAACCUCCAUCUGGAAGGACAUCCAGUACGCCACGAGCGAAAGCGUGGAUUUGGGGGAGAUCAUGUUCUCCCUCUGCUACCUGCCCACCGCAGGCAGGCUCACCCUCACAGUGAUCAAAUGUCGGAACCUCAAGGCGAUGGACAUCACAGGCUAUUCAGAUCCAUAUGUCAAGGUGUCCCUGCUUUGUGAUGGGCGGAGACUGAAGAAGAAGAAAACCACCAUAAAGAAGAACACGCUCAAUCCUGUCUACAACGAGGCCAUUAUCUUCGACAUUCCGCCAGAGAACAUGGACCAAGUCAGCCUGCUCAUCUCGGUUAUGGAUUACGAUCGAGUGGGCCACAAUGAGAUCAUAGGAAUCUGUCGUGUGGGCAUCAACGCCGAAGGCCUGGGCAGGGACCACUGGAACGAGAUGCUGGCGUACCCGCGGAAGCCCAUCGCACACUGGCACUCCUUGGUGGAGGUAAAGAAAUCCUUCAAAGAGUGGCAGGGCCGAGCCGCCAGCUUCGACAGCGAGAGCUCGUGUCCCUCUCCGAAGCCACCUCCAACACCAUGAGCUGCACGGCCCGGUGACACAACGGGACUCAGCACU